UUGACCCGUCAUCUCUAUAAUAUAUAUUUCGGGUCAAUUGAACUGCAGUUCGUCUUCUCAGUGGUCGAGAAAUUAAAAAGAAACAAUUUUUACAGACACAGUUUCAUCGGCGGAAGCAAAAUAAACAGCACAAUUACCUAAUCAAGAGGAAAAACCAGAAGAAGAAGAACUCAAUUGGUGUAGAAGACGGUAUAUAGAUUCGUUUGGGAGGAAUUUAUUCAAACGGCAUGGUCCCGAAACAGCUAAUCGUCGCCGUCGAGGGCACGGCGGCCAUCGGGCCUUUCUGGCAAACAAUCGUCUCCGAUUACCUCGACAAAAUCAUACGAUCCUUUUGUGGAAACGAGCCGACGGGUCAGAAGCCGGCUACUACCCAUUUUGAGCUCUCCCUAGUCAUGUUCAAUGCUCACGGUUCUUACAGUGCUUGUCUUGUGCAACGGAGUGGUUGGACAAAAGACAUGGAUAUAUUCUUUCAAUGGCUUUCGGCUAUCCCCUUUGCCGGUGGUGGUUUUAACGACGCUGCGAUCGCCGAAGGGCUAUCAGAAGCUUUAAUGAUGUUUUCUUCCCCAAAGGGCAACCAAAAUCAAAAUGUGGAAGGACAAAGACACUGCAUUCUUAUUGCUGCAAGCAACCCUUAUCCAUUACCCACACCAGUAUUUCGACCACAAAUCCAAAAUCCAGAAAAGAACGACGGUGUUGAAUCGCAACCAGAUAAUCGUCUGUCUGAUGCAGAGACAUUAGCAAAAUCUUUUGCUCAGUGUGCUGUUUCUCUAUCCGUUAUUUGUCCGAAGCAACUUCCAAAACUCAGAGGAAUCUUUAAUGCGGGAAAACGCAAUCCAAGAGCUCCAGAUCCGCCUGUAGACAAUAAUAAGAAUCCUCAUUUCCUUGUUCUCAUCUCGGAGAAUUUUAUGGAGGCUCGUUCUUGUUUAAGUAGGUCUGGAAUUACAAGUCUGCCACCAAAUCAAAUCCCCGUCAAGAUGGAUGUCACACCUGCUCCUCCUCCCAUUUCUGGGCCACCUCCAGUUUCUAUCCCGGCAGUCAAUGGAUCUCUCUUGGCGCGGCAACCAGUACCUGCUGCAAACAUCCCUCCUGCAAUUGUAAAAUUGGAGCCUCCCACCAUUGCACCCUCCAUGACGGGGCCCACAUUUCCACACAUCUCAUCUAUUCCUCGAGCCGUUCCACAAACCGUUCCAACCAUGCAAACUUCUUCUCCUAUAUCAACUCCUCAGGAAGUUAUCCCGAUCAACGAGAACAUUCCGGAAGUGAAACCGUUGGUUGCCAGCUCAGCACCCCCGAUACGUCCAGCUGGCGGCGCCGCGGCGAAUGUGAGAAUUUUGAACGAUAUGGCUCAAGCCCGCCAAGCUCUAGCCGCAGCAGCCGCCGGAGGAGGAGGAGGAGCUUCCAUUGGGAUCCCUUCUAUGGGCGGCGGCACCACCAUGCUCUCGAAUAUGAUAUCCAGCGGAAUGAUGACAUCAUCCUCCAUGUCGUCGGGCCCGUCUAUCGUCACCUCAAUUUCUGGGCCGUUGCCGAUGUCAGCGAAUGGACAGGUGGCGCAGAACAAUUCUGGAAAUUCUGGCAUUGCCAUGUCAUCGCAGCCAUUGAGUGGCCUACAAGGGAACGUGGGUCCCGGCCAGACGGGGAAUAUUCCGGUGGUCCCGCAGAUGGUGCAGACGGGGAUGGGUAUGAAUGCUAAUAUGAUGAGUGGCGGUGGUGGUGCUUCGGGAAUGUCUCAGCAGGGACAACCUCCUGGUGGUAUGAAUAGCAAUAAUGUUGUGAAUACUUUGAAUCAGCAAACAUCGGCUACAAUGCAGUCGGCGCAGUCGAAAUACGUUAAAGUCUGGGAGGGGAAUUUAUCGGGACAGAGACAAGGCCAGCCUGUUUUCAUCACCAGACUGGAGGGGUACAGGAGUGCCUCAGCUUCCGAGACGCUUGCUGCAAACUGGCCAUCAACAAUGCAAAUAGUUCGCUUAAUAUCCCAAGAUCACAUGAAUAACAAGCAAUAUGUCGGCAAGGCCGAUUUUCUCGUUUUUCGGGCAAUGAAUCAGCACGGCUUUCUUGGACAGCUCCAAGAAAAGAAGCUUUGUGCAGUUAUACAGUUACCGUCACAGACAUUGCUCCUCUCGGUUUCAGACAAGGCCCAUCGUUUGAUCGGAAUGCUUUUCCCCGGGGAUAUGGUUGUAUUUAAGCCACAAAUACCUAAUAAUAAUAACAAUAAUAAUAAUAAUCAGCAGCAGCAGCAGCAAAUGCAAGUGCAAUUACAGCAGCAGCAAAUGCAAGUGCAAUUGCAACAGCAGCAAAUACAACAACAGCAACAACCAAUAAUGCAGAUUCAGCAGCAGCAGCAGCAGCAGCAGCAACAACAACAACAACAACAGCAACAAAUGCCUCAAAUGCAACAGCAACAAAAUCAGCAACAAAUGCAACAGCAACAAAAUCAGCAACAAAUGAAUCAAGCUUAUAUGAGUCAAGGUGGUGGCCAGAGGUCUCAAAUUAUGUCUCAAGGAGGACAAGCUUCGUCGCAAGGACCACCUCCGACUAUGCCUGGAGGACCCUUUAUUAAUUAAUUAAUUAAUUAAUUAAAGCUACUUUUUUUUGGCUAUUUAUUUAUUAUUACUCUAUUUUUAGUGAGGGAAAUUAAAUAUGUUUUGAUGUAUUAUUCUCUUCUUUUAUGAUUGCCACCGUCUAUAAUUUAAAUAGAAUUUGAGGGGCUAAAAAUGAUUUGACUUGUGGAUGUCAAAUUUUCAACAAGCAUCUUGACUAGGGGUAUUUACGACUUUAUGCAAAGAAUUUUCGACAAGCAUCUUGACUAGGGGCAUUUACGACUUUAUACAUAGACGUGCAAUUCUUUUGUAAUAACUUAUGAAAACAUGUUUUGCCUCUUGAUAAAGCUAUACAUGCAUGUUUUUUCU
Molecule: messenger RNA, 2906 nt
Organism: Erythranthe guttata (spotted monkey flower)
Lineage: Eukaryota; Viridiplantae; Streptophyta; Magnoliopsida; Lamiales; Phrymaceae
Gene: PFT1
Product: phytochrome and flowering time regulatory protein (PFT1)
Biological process (GO): positive regulation of transcription by RNA polymerase II
Cellular component (GO): transcription regulator complex; mediator complex
Source: RefSeq, a predicted model, not a curated record